AUGGCUUGUUGUGAGCCCGAUUCUCCUGGGGGUACAGUUGAUCAGAGAGGGCCAGGGGAACCGUACCCGGACUGGUACCACCCACAUGUUUCUGACCCUGAUGACCCGACUCCACCACCUGGAUAUUAUCAGCCUCUCUGGGAGGUAGAGGAUAUAAUUCCCAUGGUAGACUCCAACGGUAGUAAAAGGUUAGAGGAUGAUGAAGCUGGGAGUGCUACGGGGCCUAAACUUAACCCGGACAAAGCCGGCCCUAGUGGGACGAAGCCACAGCCUAUCAGAGUAGUGCGCCGUGAUCAGAUAUUAGAGAAGGACCUGCCUCCGAAGAAGAGGCGACGGUUAGUCACAAAGGAGCUGCACACCUAUCAGGCUAUUUUUAAGGAGCUCUGUAAGCUGGGGAGGCAGAUUGACAUCUCCCAGAACCAGUAUGGGUACAUUUACAUGGACUAUUUUUACUACGUACGACUGUUACAUAGUGAUGUCACUAACCAGGACAAGGGAGAGAUAGAUGAGGAGAUGUGGGGACAGGCCUUAGUCAACACUUUGCCAAGGACCCCUGUUUGGCAGGAUCAGAUCCAGUUGAUUAGUGACCAUUCCAAGCAAGACGCCUAUGGAAGCUUUGAUCAGAUCCUAGAUGAAUUUGAGCUUUUUGAACGCGAUGCUGCCAUAGCAGCCGCAGUGACAGCAGCGAUAGCACAGCUGCAACAGGCCGGGCUAAGUGUGGCCGAGGCACCACAACCAGCUCAACCUCAAGAGCCGGCAGCUGAGCAGGUACGACCUGUAGGGGAUCCUGAUUCACUAAGACAGUGGAUCAAACGAUUCAGUGCACAGAAUCCCCCGAGUUUCACAGGGACAUUGAAUGUCCAAGUGGCUGAGGACUGGAUUACUCGGCUAGAGAAGAUUUUUAAUGUGCUUGAAUGUUCUUCUGAGAGAAAAGCUCAGAUGGCUAUCUACAAACUGGAGGGUGAAGCUGAUCGCUGGUGGAAGAACACCGAGAUGAUCCUCCAGGAGAAUGCAACCCCUAUUACCUGGGAAGUGUUCAAGGAACACUUUAAUUUGAAAUACUUCCCACUGUCAGUAAGAGACAAAAAGGAGGUGGAAUUUCUGAUGAUUCAGCAAGGUCCCCGAGAGUCCUUUGAUGAGUACCUAGACAGGUACAUGAGGCUCUCUCGUUACUCUAACUACCUCCAACUCCGCAAUGAUGAGCGGUGGAAAACAGAGAAAAUGAUAAGGGGACUAAGGCAGGAGCUGAGGGAGAAGGUAGCCCCACGGCAACUUGAGAAGUUUAAUCAGGCAGUGGAAGCUUGCCGGAUUACUGAAAGUAGCCUGAACCACCAGGCAGUAGUCAGGGCCGCUCCUAGACCAGAGGGACUAGCAACAAGGGGCGGACCAGAGAGGACUUCUUCUGGAGGAAAUAGAAAGAGGCGAAAGCCUAUGUUUUCUAAGAAGUUUAAACGAGGAGGAGGAGUAAGGCAAGGAGGAAGCAGCACUACGCGCCAGACCAAGGAAUGUAGCAUCUGUGGUAAAAACCACGGAGAUCGACCAUGUUUGAUGGGUCAAAAUGUGUGCUUCCGAUGUGGCAAGCCAGGACACUAUAUAAGGGAGUGCCCCCUUAAUGUGGAUGGCUCAAGGCCCCAAGCUCAAGGGAGGGUCUUUGCCCUCACAAGGGAAGAGGCUGAUAAGUCACCUGAGAUGAUACAAGGUAUGAUUCAAGUUAAUAAUUACUUUGUGUAUGCUAUCUUUGACUCGGGUGCUAGCCACUCCUUUGUUUCAUAUGAAUGCGCGAAGCGCAUAGGCCUUGCUGUUAACACAUUAUUAUAUGAUCUAUGUGUGGCUACUCCUACGGGCACUAAAGUUUAUACGUCUGAUGUUUGCCUAAAUUGUAUUGUCCGGUAUGGCCACUGUUGCACUACACUUGACCUAAUAUGUAUGCCUUUUCAUGAGAUUGAUGUGAUACUUGGUCUGAAUUGGCUGUCUACCCAUAAUAUACUCCUUGACUGUAAGAAUAGGACUUUGAUUUUUCCUCCUCAUGAGCUAACCCCUCGUACCGAGGUGAAACUGAACUUGAUUACGGGAGCCCAAGCCAAGAAUUGCCUAAGACAUGGCUGUCAGGGGUACGUGGUAUUCUUCUCUGUACAUGCAGAAGUGGAAGAAGGCAUAACAGAGAUACCCGUGGUAUGUGAUUUUCCGAAAGUCUUUCCGAUAGAAAUUAGCGGGUUACCUCCGGAGCGAGAGGUAGAGUUUGCAAUUGACCUAGUACUUAGGGCAGGGCCAAUUUCCAAAGCCCCAUAUCGUAUGGCUCCAAAUGAAAUGGCAGAGUUAAAGAAGCAAUUAGAGGAACUAUUAGAAAAGAAUUUUAUCCGGCCCAUGUUCUCCAAGAUUGACUUGAGAUCAGGUUACUACCAACUGAGGAUUAAAGCAGAGGACAUUCCGAAGACCACUUUUCAAACACGGUAUUGGCACUAUGAGUUCUUGGAGAAACGGCUAUAUGCCAAACUCAGCAAGUGUGAGUUUUGGCUGAAUGAAGUAAAGUUCUUGGGUCAUGUGAUUACCCAAGAUGGAGUAGCAGUAGAUCCCAGUAAGGUGGAAGCAGUUUUGAACUGGGAGCAACCAAAAACAGUAACAGAAAUACGAAGCUUUCUGGGAUUGGCAGGUUACUAUAGAAGAUUUAUUAAGGAUUUUUCAAGAAUUGCACAGCCCCUGACUAAACUUACACAUAAGAACCAGCAAUUCGUGUGGGAUGAUAAAUGUGAGGCUAGCUUCCAAGAGCUGAAACGAAGGUUGACCUCAACCCCUGUGCUGAUAAUUCCCGAUCCAACCCUACUGUAUGUUGUAUAUACCGAUGCUAGCAAGCAAGGAUUGGGGUGUGUAUUAAUGCAGCAAGGACGAGUAGUCGCCUACGCCUCACGACAGUUAAAGUCUCAUGAAGAGAAUUAUCCCACUCACGACCUAGAAUUAGCUGCAAUAGUUUAUGCCUUAAAAAUCUGGAGGCAUUAUCUAUAUGGGGCAACCCUUGAACUAUAUUGUGAUCAUAAAAGUCUCAAGUACCUGCAGGAUCAAAAAGAACUAAACAUGAGGCAACGACGAUGGAUGGAGUUGCUCAAGGAUUAUGAUUACCAGAUAAAAUACCAUCCAGGCAAGGCUAAUGUGGUAGCUGACGCCUUAAGCAGAAAGGUAGUACAAGUAGCAUUCCUAAUGAUUCAGGAACGAAAACUCAUCAAAGAUGUGAGGGAUUGGGAACCUUUGUUCCAUAUGAAACUAAUGACCCAGAAAGUAGAAGUGACAAGAGCAGAAGCCCAACUGAUAGAGCAAAUCAAAGAGGCCCAGAAGAGCGAUCCGAUAGCUGAUACACUUCGGAUUAAGCUAACAAAAGCUGAGGAUGAAGCGAUCGAGGUGUCACCAGAUGGAAUAUUGAAGUAUAAGGAACGGGUAUAUGUUCCGGAGUCCAUCAGGCAACAGCUAUUGGAGGAGGCACAUAAGAGCAAAUAUACGAUACAUCCGGGAAUGACGAAGAUGUACCAGGACCUCCGACGUAUGUUUUGGUGGCCUGGCAUGAAGAAGGAUAUAACAGAGUAUGUAUCUAAAUGCCUUACUUGCCAGAAGGUCAAAACAGAGCAUCAGAGACCGUCAGGGCUUUUACAUCCUCUAAAUAUUCCGGAAUGGAAAUGGGAUAGUAUCUCCAUGGAUUUCAUCAUGGGGUUACCCCGUACCUCAUCUGGAUAUGACGCGAUAUGGGUGAUUAUUGACCGAUUAACGAAGUCUGCCCAUUUUCUGGCAAUAAAGAAAGAUUACCAACCAGAAAAACUUGCCAAGUUAUAUAUAAGAGAAAUUGUGAGAUUACAUGGAGUGCCAGAGUCGAUUGUAUCUGAUCGAGAUCCUCGGUUUCUAUCCCGAUUCUGGAAGGCACUGCAGCAAGCAAUGGGCACCAAGCUAAGCUUCAGUACAGCAUAUCACUCACAGACAGACGGUCAGACAGAGCGAACCAUACAGAUACUGGAAGAUAUGUUGAGAGCCUAUGUAUUGGAUUUCAAAGGUAAAUGGGAUGACUAUCUGCCGUUAGCAGAAUUUGCUUACAAUAACAGUUAUCACUCCAAUAUGCAGAUGGCUCCGUAUGAAGCUUUGUAUGGUCGCAAGUGCAGAUCCCCACUAUGUUGGACAGAAUUAGGGGAGCGAUAG
This is a messenger RNA of Neltuma alba, 4173 nucleotides long. RefSeq lists its product as uncharacterized. Gene Ontology annotation, molecular function: zinc ion binding; nucleic acid binding. NCBI's taxonomy places the organism in Eukaryota, Viridiplantae, Streptophyta, Magnoliopsida, Fabales, Fabaceae. Gene Ontology annotation, biological process: DNA integration. The transcript has 4 exons. The coding region runs from base 1 to 4173 and encodes 1390 amino acids. The record is from RefSeq and is a predicted model, not a curated record.